This is a messenger RNA of Hydra vulgaris (swiftwater hydra), 2131 nucleotides long. RefSeq lists its product as uncharacterized. NCBI's taxonomy places the organism in Eukaryota, Metazoa, Cnidaria, Hydrozoa, Anthoathecata, Hydridae. Gene Ontology annotation, cellular component: synapse; axon; plasma membrane. Gene Ontology annotation, molecular function: clathrin binding; calcium-dependent phospholipid binding; calcium ion binding. Gene Ontology annotation, biological process: cellular response to calcium ion; vesicle fusion; calcium ion-regulated exocytosis of neurotransmitter. The record is from RefSeq and is a predicted model, not a curated record.
UAUAUUCAAAUACUACUUAAACGCUGCUACAUAGUCAUCAGUAAAUUACACCGUUUUAAAGUAAAGUUGUUGUAGUAAUUUAAAGUCGAAGCAACUUUAUUUUCAAAUUAACUUGCAAUAAUGAGACGCUAUUAAAAACCCACGCAGUUAUCAAUGCACGCAGUUAUCUGUCAAAUUUGCUAUUGUAAUUUUCAUUUGAAAAAGUUAAAAAAAAAAAAGAAAGCUGUUUUUAUUGGGGGAAAAGUCUUAUGGGAUUUAUGAGAUCAACCUAAUGUCAAACACGUUUACGUUCAAGCUAUAACAAAACAAUUGCAAAUAAAAAUAAAGUGGCCAACCUCGAAUUAUAAAAGAAAAUCAAGACAAAUCUUAUGGAUAUUGGUGUUGAAGUACUUGUGCCGUUGACGGUAUUGCUAACAAUACUUAUCCUGCUAGUUAUCGGCGUUGUUUGUCGCUUUUAUAUUUGGCACAAAAUAUUUCAUAAAAAACCUAAAUACCAAUACGUAAAUCCAAGUACGACGAAAGCUCCAGGUUACCCAAAACUUCCUUCGUUUAAAGCAGGUGUACAAACCGUACAAGCCGUACAGAUAUUAAAUAAGCAACAAUACACAAAAUAUUAUGAUAUAAAUGGAAAUCGCAAAGAUAAAACACCAUUGCCACUUGAUUCAAAAGGGAAGAGCAACGGUUAUGAAAAGGUUUUUCAAGGCGGUUCCCAAGAAUCGGUAUUUCUUGAAAGCGACGAGCUAUCUUCAAAUCAAAGCGAAGAUUCUAUGAUUUUAAAUAGCGAUCCAAAUUGGCCUGGUUGUGCAACGCAAUUAUUGCAACGUAAGCAACUGGAUAACGGAGACAUAAAUUAUUACGAAAGCAAGUUAUUAUCAUCAAAACAUAAGUUUAAAUCAGAACCUAUCAUUUAUAAUAAUGUUUAUGAAAAUAAAACAGACGAUCCGAAACAUCGCCAAAUAAAUCAAACCGGACAAAAAAAUAUAAUUGUUUCUAAUCCUGAAAAAAAACUUCGUCGGUCCUCCGACACUAGAAGUGGGCAAAGACGCUGUUCUGCGCAAACUCUUAUGAACAUAUGUGAUGGAGAAAUAGACUUUAUUAUAUUUUAUCAAGCAGAAAAACGAUUACUAAAUGUUACUGUUAAGUCACUAAAACACGUAAAUUUAAAUGCAUAUAAUUUUAUAGGAGUAUUAAAUAAAUAUAACCGCAAUGAUAAAAAUAGACCUGAAGGUAAACCGCAUCUUAUACAAAAUAACGAUGGAAAAAUUGUUUUAAACGAUUCUGAAAACUUAUCUUAUAUGGUGUAUGUAACUUUGUCACCAAACAAUUUUUAUAAAAAUCAUACAAAUUUGGCAUUUGGCAAAAAUGAGGUACUUUUUAAUGAAACUUUUGCAAUAUCAGCUGUUUCAGCUGAACAUAUCGGAUCCUAUGAUAUUGUUUUUCACGCCCUUUGUUCAUUAGCAAAUGGAGAGCCUAUGGUGUUUGGAGAAGGAUAUGCAACAUUAAAAGAUUUUAAGUGGUUUCAAAACACAUUACAAUCAGUUAAACUUAUACCGCCAAAAGAAGAAUUUGAACUCCUUCAGAACCCAACUGAUGUUCAAACCGAUCUUGGCUUCUUAAGUCUUGUUCUUAACUAUAAUCUAAUUGCUCACAAACUUAUUGUUAAAAUUCUUCAAGCCACAGGCCUACCAAAGAUAGGUGUAACAGGACAUCCAAAUACUUCGGUAAAAACCAGCUUUUAUAUUGGAAAACAACGUCAUAGUAAACAUAACACAUCUAUACUAAAAAGACAACGAGAACCAACAUUUAAUUCUACAAUAGAAUUCGGUUUAAGUAAAGAAAAACUACUCGAGACCGAUAUAAUAUUUGAAAUCCGACACCAUGGUCCUAUGUAUAGAAAAAAUAUUGGUUACGUAACCGUUGGAAGUUCUGCUCAAGCAGAAGGUGCCGUACAUUGGCAAAAUAUGCUUGAGUUUCAAUGUUUUGAAAAAAUGCAUAAAAUAUUACCUUAUAAACCAGAUGGUUUUACACCAUAACAAUAGAAAGUUUUUGUCUUCUUUAUUUCUUAUGAUAGUUAGCUUAUAAUAAUAUACAUUUGAUAAUCAAAUGGGUAAUCAAGACUAACCUAAAUAAA